AUGGCACGACCACGUCUACACAACACUACAGAAGAAAAGGCAGAAGCUGCACGCACUUAUAAACGAGCUUACUAUGCACGUCACCGCGAUAAGCUAUGUGCGCAAAAAAAGGAGAUAUACAAGGGGAAGGAAGAUAGGCUGUGUGAUAGGCCUGUCACUGUAGGAAGGCCACGCUCACACCAUACAGCUGAGGAGAAAAUUGAAGCUGCACGCCGAUCCCGGAAAGCCUAUUAUGCUCGUAACCGUGAGGAGAUCCGUAUCAAAUAUCAAAACAAAUCAAAUUCAAAGGUCUUGGACAAUACCAGUAGCCUCAAACCGGCGCGCUCAGUACGAGAUGCACACAACAAACGCAAAAACAAAUGGCAAUGCGAUGACAUCGAUGCCAGCCUGCAGGUCCUUAUUGGGUCAUCGUCAAGCACAGCAUUGGUUGAGGGCCUUUGUGAGCUCUUCAUAGCAAACCCGGAUAAGCCAGAUUCGUUGGACGUCCUGCGGUCUGCUCACAAUGGGUUGGAAGACCUCCUUAUGCGUGCGCAAACUGUAGAAAACGAUGUUCUUGAGGAAUGUGGGACAGGGCAGGACCUCAGUCGGGCACAUAGUUCUGUGUCUCAUAUGGCGCCGCGUACAUGGCUGACGCAGGAGGAACUGGCCUUCAUCGCAACUUUUGAGGAUGAUUACCUCGAAUGCCAAAAGAAGGGGAACUAUACCACUUUUUGGCAACCCUUCUUCGAACAAUGGGAGGAACGAUGGCCCGCGAGGGCUUCCUUGUUUCCAGGUAUUCCUAUGGAUCAAGUUCUCACCGCGGCUCAAUUAGAGGAGAACGAAAAAUUCAAAGCCGCACUUCAGAAGCCUGGCCGCAAAGCGGCUGCAGCGGGCAAUUCGGCUGUCCACAAACUUCUCAGCAAUAUCGUUAAGGGACCCACAGCUGGUCGGAAACGUCCUCUCAAGGAAAGCGAAGUCUACGCUAAAAAGUAUUAUACUACUCGAGUCCAGGCCAGCGUUAAAGAUGAGCUAAAAGCCAUCAAAGAACAACCUGACGUCCCCGAUCCCAAGAAGACGAACCUUCGGGUGAUCCGAAAGCAUGUUGACCGCUGCUGGGAGAAUGAGUCCGUUGAGGUGAAAGAGGAAAUCUCUCAACUUACGAGAGAGAUGAGGGAAGCAGCGCGCGAGGCGGCGAAGGGGAGGAAAUCAUCUGAGGUGACCAAUGAUCUAAUUAUACCGAGACUUACAGAAAUUCUCUCAACUUUCUUCGGAGAGCUUCAUGAGGCCACAGGAUGGACAUUCAGCGUCCUCCUCGGUGGCCCUGACCCAUCAAAUGGGGGUGCGAUUGAUGUCAGCAGCUUACAUGUAGGGUCAACAAAACUCGGUAAUCGAUUUAACCACGCGUUUUCAAAGUUUAACGAUAAUGUUAUGCUGCCCUACUACGAGUUUGUGUCUCAUGUUUUCCCUGAAGCUAGGACUUCAAAUAAAACACCCGCUCCAGACGAUAUGCUUACAAACGAUGAUCCUCCAAUGCCUAUGCCUGUAGCGCCUGAUACAUUACAUGGUUCAAACCCCACAUCCCAAGAGGCAGACUUGGCACCUAUCUUGGCACCUAUCUUCCCUCCCACGCACUUAGCGCAAGAAGAGGUAGUUCCUGCGCCACCUGAAGAGCACUUCUACGAGAAUUUCUUCCAACACCUGCCCCCCGCUCCUCAAGACAAUGAGAUCGACCAAGAGCUGGAUAGGCCCAUCAUCCCCAUGCCAGAGGGCUAUGUACCCUUCUGUCCACCACCGCUAGCGCCACUCACUUUGGACCCUAUGUCUUCCCCCACCGCAUUUCUUAAUCUGGAUUCAAAUCUCGAGAGUUUUGACGAUGCCCUCAAAUCCAUGCAGUCCCAGAACACCACCACGGGAUUGGUCUGUUCUCCUCCCCGCCUUCGUUAUCAGUUCGACAAUUUCAUUAGAUUCUCGUCACCUAGUACCACGUCGGUCAUCACACCUCGCACCACGUCGGUCGGUACACCUAGUACUAGUACCACAUCGGUUGGUACCACAGCAGUCACCACACCUCGCACCAUGUCGGUUGGUGCCACGUCGGUCAUCACACCUCAAACCACAUCGGCCACGUCGGUCAUCACACCUCGCACCAUGUCAGUCGGUACACCUAGUACCACAUCAGUUGGUACCAUGCCAGUCAUCACACCUCGCACCACAUCAGUUGGUACAACGUCGGUCAUCACACCUCACACCAUGUUGGUUGUUACGCCUCAAACCACGUCGGUCAUCACACCUCGCACCACGGUGGUUGACAUGCCUACCAUCACCCAUUCACCUGUGGUCAGGUCUUCCACCACACCCGCCAUCACACCCUCUCCAGCUGCACCCACAACUACCAUACCCAUCACCACAUCCUCAGUAGCUGCACCCACGACUCCUGUGACACUGGGAACAAGGCCUUCGCAGCUUAUUUCUGGGGUGGGACUUGAUGCUCAAAACCCCAGCAACGUUGUAGAUGAACGUCCGGCAAAGCGCCAGAAACGGGCUCAAUGCACACGUGCAGGAGAGACAGAUCCGCUACAGGCUGUCUCCUCCGGCCGAGGGAAAUGA
Suillus clintonianus is the source of this 2586-nucleotide messenger RNA. RefSeq lists its product as uncharacterized. The record is from RefSeq and is a predicted model, not a curated record. Bases 1 to 2586 code for a protein of 861 amino acids. Lineage: Eukaryota; Fungi; Basidiomycota; Agaricomycetes; Boletales; Suillaceae. The transcript is spliced from 10 exons.